Molecule: messenger RNA, 2854 nt
Organism: Thunnus maccoyii (southern bluefin tuna)
Lineage: Eukaryota; Metazoa; Chordata; Actinopteri; Scombriformes; Scombridae
Gene: tmem267
Product: transmembrane protein 267
Exons: 3
Coding region: 166-909 (247 amino acids)
Source: RefSeq, a predicted model, not a curated record
CAGGGCCUGCGGGUGACAGCAAAGCGCCGCCGACCGUUAACACUACCACAAAACACAACAGUAGAAGAAGAAGCACCGCUAAUGGUAGGAAAAUACAAGGGAAUGGGUCUACCUGAAACCUGCUGACCUUCAGUGGCGAUUGGCCGCCCCUAGCCAUCUGUCAACAUGCAAGGAUUCUACUCCAAGCUCGACUCGUCCCCUUCCUCGUCCCCGUUGUUGGGGGUGGGCCUCGGGGGGGAGGGCGCUCCCGUACCUCUCAGCCUGGCUGUGGAGACGGAGAAAGCUCAGGCCCUCCUACAGACAUUCAGCUCCGCCUCUCUGCUGGCGUCGGCGGGACUCGGUAUGUUCUGCGUGGUGGCGGACCACACCCUCCAGCUGUCAGUCAUCCAGCAUCACCUGUGGCUCCGCGCCGCCUUGGACAACGCCACGCACGGAUUGGUGGGGCUGUGGUCGUGGGCGGUUGUUAUUGGACUGAGGAAAAAGAGUGAUCUGUAUGAGGUGCUGCUGGCAGGUCUUCUGGCAUCAAUCAUAGACCUGGAUCACUUCUACAUGGCCGGAUCCCUGUCUCUCAAGGCUGCUGUAUCUCUCCCUCAGCGUCCUCCUCUUCACUGCUCCUCUCUCAUCCCCGUCCUCUGCCUCUCCCUCCGCUUCCUCAUGUGGAUCGGACGCCUCAAAGAUGCUUGGUGCUCCCUGCCGUGGAUGCUUUUCAUCUCCAUGGCAACGCACCACGUCCGGGAUGCCGUACGCCACGGUCUGUGGGUGUGCCCCUUCGGCAACACGGCGCCGCUCCCCUACUGGCUGUACGUCAGCACCACGGCGACGCUCCCGCACCUGUGUUCAGUGCUCAUGUAUCUAACAGGAACCAGAGAUGUGAUCUCCACCAAACACGGAGUGGCCAUAGAUGUUUAGAGGUCACUGACUCGCUGACCCGGAGAACUGCCUCUGAGCUGAAACGUUUUAAGCUGUUUGAAACUUUUAGAUACUUGAAAUUACUGGACAUUUGCGACACUUGAGGCAUGUUAAAAGCAGAACUGGCACUUGAAAGAUGAACUAAGGACGAGGAAAACGUCUCCAUAUAUUAAAGGAGAACAAAAACAUAUAAUACUAAAUAUACAUACUAAACAUUUGGGUUGGAAACGUCUGUAAAAUAACAAAAAUUAGCUUUUCAGAUAAAAAGAAGGAUCAAAAAACGAGUGCCGAACAUGGAUUUCUUUCUUUCAGAUCUUUUUAUUUUUUUGUUAACUUAUGUGGAGAGCGAUGCUUAGCUUAAACAGAGAGCGUUUUGGGAGUGUCCCUUUAAAGCUUCGACAUAUCGUUUGCCCGGAGACUUGAUCUCCACCAAUCACAGAAGCGUUCACAUCAGUUCUUAGCCCUUGAACUAGUCAUCACUUGAACUAUCACCAUCCGCCCACAGCAGAAAGAAAGAAAGAAUGAAUCGACAAGAGGAUUUUAUAUUCUAACGUCAGAUUAGUGGGUGUAUAAGGUCAUAAGUGACCUUGAUUUAUUGUACACCAAACAAAAGAUAAGGCUGAAGUUUUAAACAUUCAAGGGAAUCAGUUUUUUUCCAGUAGUGUGUUCAUAACCACUAUCUUCAGUACAUGUUCAUAUUUAAAGAAAUAUAAAAAAAAAAAAAGUAACUGCUGCAUUAACUUGCUACACUAUAUAUUGUUCCACUGCUGUUUUUUUUAUGAUGCUACUGUACUGAAAAUGACACUGUACUGUACAGUCCACAUGCUGAAACUCUCAGUUGUCAUUUUAAUAGUGAAACUGUGUUUUGAGGAAGAACGGUCGAUACUACAGUAAUACUGUAGUAUCAUCCACAUUGACACAUUUAGAGAUGAACACAUUCCUCAGCGGUAUUGUUUACUGCGUUGUAAAUGAUGCUCAAUAAUAAUAAUAAUAAUAAUAAUAAUAAUAAUAAUAAUAUGUUGUGAUAGAGAGGAUCGACUGGGUUUUAGAGACUUGUGUUAUUUGAAUGUAAUCCACAUGUUUUCAGUAUAAAAGGGAUCUGGUGCGUUCAGGUGGUGGACAGAGCUCCGUUAAACAUCAGCCACAGCAAAUAUGACGGUUUUGUGGGUUUUUUUGUUCAUUUUUUUUUUUUUUUUGGUCACUCUUGUGAAGCAGUUGGUGAAGUCGGUAAAGUAGUAGUAGUAAGACCCGUCGUCCACUAGGUGGCUGCAGGGAGCCGUAGUGAUUCAUAAAUAGUUUCACUUUUGAUAAUUAGCUUCUUUUUUUUUUUUUUUUCUAUGGAGUGGAGAUUAGUGAGGAAUCACUGCGUAAGAGAGUCAGAAUUUUGAGAGGAAACAGAGGCUAAAAAUAGAAAGGAGAGAAGAUGAAGAAAGUCAGUUUGGUACAAAUCAGGUCCUAAAGUUUGAGAGUUGCACACUGUGUUAGAAUUAAAAAAAAAGAAAAAAAAAGUCCUGGUGUAAAUGACUUUAAUUUAAAAAAGUAUUGUUUUGUUUUUUGUGCUUUGCUGCUAUUGCACUAUCCUGUGUACUUCAGUUAUUCAGGAAAUAUUUCCUUUUAUCUUUUGGAAGCUACAAAGAAUAGUUUGGAAACAUUUUUUAUUAGAAAAUGAUUGAUUAGGUUGGAAUUCUACUUAAAACUCAUAAGAUGGCCGCCACUCCUGGUCCCAUUUUAUUUUCUCCCUCUCUUACUGCUGCUUAUGUUUACAAUGUGAACGUAAUUUUCAAUUUUGCACAUUGAGUUUUUUUUAUGUUUGAAUUUAUGUUUUGUAUUUGUUAUGUUUCUUUUUUUAUGGCAAAGUUUUGUUUUUAAUAGUAAAGUAUAAAUAGUAAGGACAUAGUUUCAAUGUAGUGUUCUUUUUAUCUCAAUAAAACAACCUACAUCCUCA